AUGAGUUCCAUCGGUACGGGCUAUGAUCUAGCUGCAUCGACGUUCUCCCCUGAUGGGCGCAUAUUCCAAAUCGAGUAUGCCCAGAAGGCCGUUGAUAAUAGUGGCACGAUGAUCGCUCUGCGUGGUAAAAAUGGGGUAGUCACAGCUGUUGAUAAGGUGAUCACGUCGAAGAUGUAUGAAGAGAAUGCGAACCCACGGAUGUUCAGUGCUAAUGAAGACAUAGGAAUAGCCUUAGCAGGGGUAUACCCUGAUUGCCGAGCUUUGAAGGAUUACGCAUGCAACGAGGCUGUGAAAUACCUCAAGGACUAUCGGCAGCCAAUGCCGAUCCAAAAACUUGCAAAUGCUUUGGCUGAAUACGUUCACGUGUUCACUCUCGGGAUUAGUCGACCAUUCGGUGCUGCUGCGUUUUUCACUUCAUGGAAUGCUAAGGAUGGCGGCAAACUAUACUUGGUGGAGCCAUCUGGACUUUGCUACGAAUAUAAGGCGUGGGCUGUUGGAAAACACCGACAAGCCGCUAAGGCAGAAAUCGAAAAACUCAAGUUGGAAGAAUACGAUAUGAAGGAUCUAGUAAAAGAGGCUGCACGAAUCAUCAUGGCCAUUCGGGACGAAAAUAAGGACAAAGAUGUUCAAAUAGAGCUAGGAUGGGUAGGAGCACAUACCGAUGGGAAACACCAGACAGUACCGGCUGACAUUGUCACGGAGGCUGAAGAAUGGGCUCAUGCGAAACUAGAAGAGGAUGAUAUGGAUGAAUAG
Haemonchus placei is the source of this 753-nucleotide messenger RNA. NCBI's taxonomy places the organism in Eukaryota, Metazoa, Nematoda, Chromadorea, Rhabditida, Trichostrongylidae. The record is from the annotation of a GenBank genome assembly.